This is a messenger RNA of Quercus lobata, 555 nucleotides long. Its product is annotated as monothiol glutaredoxin-S6-like. The coding region runs from base 129 to 452 and encodes 107 amino acids. The transcript has a single exon. The record is from RefSeq and is a predicted model, not a curated record. Lineage: Eukaryota; Viridiplantae; Streptophyta; Magnoliopsida; Fagales; Fagaceae.
AAACAAUGAUCUAUAAAUAGACACCAAUUGGAGCUCAAGUUCCUCAAAGCAAAGCCUCAUAUUAACUCACUUCACAAGCUUCAAAACAUACAUACUCACAUUUUCCUACUUUUUCAAACUUCAUAACAAUGGAUGUGGUGACAGGGUUGGUGGCUGAAAAGCCAGUAGUGAUCUUCAGCAAGAGCUCUUGUUGCAUGAGCCACUCCAUAAAUUCACUAAUAUGUAGCUUUGGGGCAAACCCUACAGUCUAUGAGCUUGAUCAGAUACCAAAUGGAAGGCAAAUUGAAAGAGCACUGUUGCAGUUGGGGUGUCAACCAAGCGUACCAGCUGUGUUCAUAGGGCAAGAGUUCAUUGGUGGUGCAAAUGAGGUUAUGAGCCUCCAAGUAAGGAAUGAGCUGGUCCCAUUACUCAUAAGGUCCAAAGCUAUAUGGAUUUGGAAUAAAAGUAAAUAACUUCUGCAUCGAACUUCAACACCAUGUUUCUAUAAUAUAAUGCUACUGGGGCUUGAAUAAGUGGUGUUUUGUAACUCUACUUGUACUCUUUCCUUUUGGCUGA